UGAAAAGGUGGGCAAAGUAUUGGCGACUCUUUGUUGGGAGAAUAGAGAGAGAGAGAUAGACAGAGAUGAUAGCAGUGACGUUCUCUCUCCUAAAGGUCCUCCGCACUGUUACCCAUCUUCCCCGUGCUCCGAGCCUCUUUCGGUCGCGAACGAACCGGUCUUUCCAGCGACAAAGCUUCGGUGAUUUCAAAACCUAUGCAUCAACAGUCGUUAUCUCUUGUUCCAGCCGACAAUCUCUGAGCAGCAGAGUAACAAUGCACUGCUUGCUCAAUCUUAUGGGUUGUUCCGCUCUGACAAAGAAGAGCAUUACUCAGAAAUGAAUUCAGCCUGACUUCAAACUACAACCACCAGUACAACAUGGCCUCACAUCCGUCGAUUAAGGCUGGUCCGUUACAGUCAACGCCAAUGCCCCUCAUCCCUGACGAUUCGAACCCUGUGUCGCACCAUAUCUUUUCAGCUCCACCAGAACGUCUCGUCACGAGAAGCACCCCAACUUCCACUGUUCACAGCCGCGAAACGUCUACGGUGAGGGGCCUUGAUUCUGCUUCCUUGUCCUCUUCGAGUCUACAGCCUCAGAACAACCGCCGCGGUGCCUCCCAUUCGAAAAGUCCCGAGCCAAUCGCUGGACGACCUGGUUUCGGAUAUGAUGGUGGUCUCGAGAGGAGGCCGUCAAACUCCUAUGGUCACCAUCGUCAAACCUCCAUUGUACACGGGAUCCAGCACUCCCGCAACCCAAGUUUUGCUGCCUCAACAGCGUCCAGCAGUCCGCUGAGUUCCGAACUGAUCGCAUCCCUGGGUCGAAGUGGCGCGGUCGAGCCGGAAGGUACCGGGUCAAGCCGAUCAGAACAGCCCAGUAUGCAUUCAACCUUCCAGUACCAGGGCAGCAACGGGGCAAGCAUUCAUACACAGGGAAUACUGAGUACAAUAGACGAUCGAGAUGGGGACGACGUCGCUAACGGCAGUCUGGCCAUUGCGACUCAUAAACGCAUGAAUUCCAAUGGAAAGCCCAAACAGGAACGAUCCCAUAGCCGUUCACACUCAAGACCUCACCCUGAUAUAAAAUCUACAGAGGAAUAUGCACUUCAUCACCUUUUCAAUGCUUUUAUCGGACAAGCCGAACACAAGAUCAACCAAGCUAUCAUGAAACUCGGUGAAUCUGACGCGCCAGUCGAAGAGGUAUGCGGGCCGGGUGCAGACGCAAGCUUCGACCAAUUGAUAUCAGCUCUGGGUUACAUUGCACGGCGAAAUCCGAAGCCCCUGAUUGACACCAUCAUGUACUGGAGGAAGGCGAUAGGUGAUGCGGCUAUCGUGGCGAAACAGGUUGCUGGUCAGCCCAAGCCAUCUGCUGCUGAUAAUGGGAUUCUCAUCCGGCGCAACACUGAGCCACCUCAGAUCAUUACUGAGUCAGCUACCCCGUCCGACUCAAAUUCCCCUCCCCGGACGCUGCUGUCUAGGCACGAUGAAGUCAUCAUGGCAGAGAGGCGAGCGACAGUGUCGGUCUACCUGGUUUGCAGAAUCCUGAUUGAGAUCUUCAAUCAAAGUAGCCUUGCUUCAAUUACUUUGGACAUGGUGGAUCGCCUGGAGGACAUUGUCUUCGGUCAGUUGAAGGCCGUUGAUCCUGAUCAGAUAUCGGCAUCAUCCCUUCGCAUGGCCAAUUGGAGGAUUUACUCACAACUUCUCGGUAUCAUGAGCGAGACCAGCUUUGCGGGCGUUGCAAACAGAUUUCUGCAAGAGCUGGAUAAAUAUCAAAAGGACGAAACGCUACGCGGGCCUUCGAAAGAGGGCGAUGCCAAGGCCGAGCUUCUGAUCUUGGGAAUGAGGCACGUUCGUAUCAGAACACAUCCUGAGAUCUGGGGUAAAUGCUGUGAAUUCAUGCUGUCCCUUGCGCGCUUAUUUGCGAACGCUCACGGGCCGCGCGUCAAGCAGGCAUACUGCUACAUACUCGAAAAGCUACUACUUCCAGUAGCAGCAAGCACUACCUGCGACCUUACUCUCCCUAAAUGGAAGGAAUUCGUUGACUUGGUUCAGUCUCGUCUAUCGCAGAUGCUGACCAAGCCACGUCAUUGGGCUGCAGCAUUCCCCCUCCACGUGCUCUUACUAUGUGUUUCAACUAAAGAGAAUUUUUCUUCGCAAUGGCUUUCGGUGAUACAGAGCCUCCCAUCGAGGCUGAAAGAUCGUCCUACCCGGGGAACAGCUCUUCAGGCAAUGUGCCGCCUGCUUUGGACGUUCUUCUUCCGUUACUCGGAGUCACCAACGGCCACUCUGCGUAAAGUCGAAGAAGUGGCCAGAAUAGCCUUACCUCCAGGGAAAAGGACGUAUCUGAGUACGGAGCCAGCAGUCUCGGAUCCUCUGGUUCAGUUGGUACGGAUGAUUGGGUUCAAGCACCCUGAUGUGUGCUUCCGUAGCAUAAUCUUCCCUAUGAUCAACUCGGACCUCUUCCUUUCAGGUAAAGAGCUCAAAAUUGAGCAGAUGGAGCCUGAGAAAAUGGUCAUUGGCAUCAGGACAUUCCUUGCCAUCAUGACAGACCUAGAGAAUCGCGAUCAACUAUGCCCCCCAUUUCCCACGGGAUCGAUUCCCAAUCCCUUCACCGACAUCUCUGCUCCAACUCAUUUCCAUCGUCCACAUUUGCUUGCUGAUCCUCGACCGCCCAAUGCAUCGGAGAAUCGUGAUAGCGCCUUGUCGCGACCUGUCAGCACGGCAAGACUUAGCGACAAUGUCAGGGAAUACUACCUUCGAUUCUGUGAUAUUCUUGGCAAGAUUACCAUUCUAUGUGACAACACAUUUGGUGGCCAGGCGGCUCUGGAUGAAAAGUUCGGAGGCACGACACCGAAGACUCCGAUCUCGGAAGCUUUCAGCUUUGGUCGACGAGACGAUCACCUUACCACCCUAGAUCAAAAACAGGGUUUCUAUGACCUACUUCAUGUUGCUGUGCAGGCGCUACCUCGGUGCCUAUCUGACCGCAUUCCCUUCAAUUCCUUGAUCAAUUUGCUCUGCACCGGAACAGCACACGUUCAGUCGAACAUAGCCGUCUCGUCUGCUGAAUCGCUGAAAGCCAUCGCGCGUCAGUCCCACGCCCAGCAGGUCACGAUCGGCUUUGCUAGGUUCAUCUUCAACUUCGAUGCGAGAUACUCGACCAUGUCCGAUGAAGGCAUGCUAGGGCCAGGUCAUAUCGAAUCUACACUGAGGCUCUAUGUCGAACUGCUGAGAAUUUGGAUCGAGGAGAUAAAGCAGAAGUCAAAGGGUGCCGCUGCAGAAUCAAACGACAAGACCGGGUCAGGAAGCCGAGCUCUACAGUUGGAUCUCUCCAGCGUUCUGGCUCAUGUUGAGGAGAUUGAGUCCCAUGGGCUAUUUUUCCUUUGUUCUCAAUCUCGGCGAGUUCGUGCCUUUGCCAUUACAGUUCUUCGUCUCAUCACGGAAUUUGAUAGCGCCCUUGGCAAAGAGAAUACUCGAAUCAUACGGAUCCUAGAAGCUGACUCACACCGAAUCCUGGAUGUCAAUAGUGAAUCACUGACUGUGGCUGAGCUGAGCAGGAUCCAGAAAAGCAAGCGGAGAAGUGCUGCUCAACAAGUCGUGAUAGAUAUGUGUAGCAGCGAGGUUUCUUAUGACUCGACACUAUGGUCAAAAGUGUUCCCAAACAUCAUCCGAAUUAGCUUCGAGACCUGUCCUUUCGCAGUGACAUUGGGACGUGAGAUCGUGUGUGCCAGACUUGUCCUUAUGCACAAAGCAAUCACAUACUAUGCCGAAGGACCAUCACAUCAAUACGGCCCGAUGGAAGCUGCUCAAGCUCGUAUACUGGGGCGGGGCAACCUGUCUGCCGAAAUUGUGAUUGAGCAAUGGAAACUGUACUUGGUCAUGGCAUGCACCACACUAAACAGUGUUGGUGCGCAGUCACAAAGCCAGUUGGCAAACGCUCAACAUGCACGCAAAGGAUCAAAGGGGUCACAGCAGUCUCAAGAUAAGAUCAGCUCGGCUCGGAGUCUUUUUGCGUUUGUAAUCCCGUUGUUGUCGGCCGAGCGCCCUACCAUACGAAAUGCUAUAGUGGUCGCCCUUGGAUCUAUCAACAAGAAUCUUUACCGCACCCUUCUCGAAUCGCUGCAGUACGCAGUCACAACUUGCAAUGAAGAAGCCAAGAUUCGAAUCGGCACACAUUAUCGCUCCCCGAGCAGCCCGCGAAGAAAUCGCAAGACGGAUCGACUGCGGACGGAAGUCACAUAUGUGUACAAGCUAACGUCGCAUUUUCUACAAGAAUCGGAUAUUUACAGUGACGACUGGAUCGUCAACAACCUUGUCACCUAUGCGAAAGAUCUUCGGAUAUUCUUGAGUGAUGCCGAAGUCCAGAAUGACUGGGAAUUCCAGCGCCUCAGGUUUCACUAUUGUGGUCUCAUGGAGCAACUCUUCGAAGGUAUCAAUCGAACCAGCGAUCCCUCUCGGUGGAUACCGUUUGAAUCCAGAAAGUCCGCAUUCUCUCUCAUGGAAGAUUGGUGCGGGUAUUCGCCCAAUCAGUCCCAGAUUUCGCAGAGAGAGGAGAACAUGCGGAAAUAUGCUCCUUCGCAGAACAAUGAAUCUGGGGCUGCCAUGGAAAUUGAAAAGAGGAACCUGCGCGCAGCAGCUUUGAGUGCCAUGGCAUCCUUGUGUGCUGGGCCAAUUAGCAUCACAACGGAGAGUGGUUCGGUGCUGCAGUUCGAUGUAGGCCGCAUGCUAUCUUGGAUUGAUAUAAUUUUCACGACUUCAAUCAGCGACAAAUGGCAUGCCAUCGGUAGACGUGCUCUCAAAAAUCUGAUUGUCCACAACAAGGAGCAUAAUUACUUGUUAGAGCGCUCCAUCGAGAUGUGCUAUGUUGCGGAGAGACCCAAAGCGCUAGAAAGCUACUUUGAAGUCGUCACACAAGUACUUAUUGAGCACACAGACUUCCCCCUCAAUUUCUGGCGGAUUCUAGGUGCUGUCCUUGUCACACUUGGAAAUCAAAAGAGAGAGAUCAGAAUGAAGUCCGCCAAACUUCUUCGCAUUUUGGAGGAACGGCAGCAGAAAAGCUCCAGACUGCAGGAUUUCUACAUCAGCAUCUCUGACAAGACGACCGCCGUGUACAAACUCGCCCAAUUUGAAACGUCCAAGCGACUUGCGAUGCAACACUCUGACCUAGCUUUUCCCCUGUUCUCCGAGCUAUCAUUGCAUUUCAAGAAUCUGAGGCCAGACAGCCAACGGAACAUGGUGGCUGCCAUCCUUCCAUGGGUCCAGACAAUGGAACUCCAAGUUGAUCCAAAUGGCGGGCCGACAGCCAAGUCCUACAUGCUUCUGGCCAACCUUUUUGAGAUCACGAUUCGUUGCAGUACCACACUUCCAAAUGAAGUGCAAGCCCUCUGGCAAGCUUUGGCUACGGGACCGCAUGGAGGAAACGUGCAACUGGUCCUGGACUUUAUUAUCAACCUCUGCUUGGAACGCAAAGAACAGAACUUUGUUGAGUACGCAAAACAAGUGGUUGUGUUCUUGUCAGGAACCCCUGCCGGCUCGAAGGUGAUCGAGUUCUUCUUGAUGCAGGUUGUUCCCAAGCAUAUGGUGCAAGAGAGGAAGGAGAUUACACCAGCUCCGGCCGACAUCAAGAGCCUGCCGUAUGUUGCUGAUCUCAAUACGGUACUUCCACUAGGAAACAAACAGGCCGGGCUUUCUUUGGGUCAAGUAUCCUUGGUAUUGCUUGUUGAUCUCAUGGUUGCUGCUAUCACUCCGGCACUGGAAGAUGUAGUCAAGUUGCUCCACGUUGCUCUCAUUCUAUGGGAUCAUUACAUUGUUACUGUCCAAGAAGAGGCUAGAGAAAUGUUGGUUCACUUGAUCCAUGAGCUGGUCGCUGCCAAGACAGAAGACGAUGCCCCUGCUGGCACUAGGGAGUCUAUCGAGGACUUUGUGGAGAUGAUCCGCAAGAGUGACCCCAAGGUUGUCUGGGAAUAUGAGGACAACAGUGACAAAGACGAUGCUGAUGACGGCCGCCGUGUUCCCACGUCAAUGUCUGAUGUUACCCAUAAAGUCGUCGGCUUUUUCAACCUUGCAUAUGAGGGCAUCAAUGAUCUUUGGGCCAAAGAAGCUCUGAAUUGGGCGACAUCGUGCCCUGUCCGACAUCUAGCCUGUCGAUCUUUCCAGGUAUUCCGUUGCAUAUCCAUGUCACUCGACUCCAGGAUGCUAGCCGACAUGCUCGCUCGCCUGUCUAAUACAAUUGCAGAUGAGGAGUCGGAUUAUCGGACAUUCUCAAUGGAAAUUCUGACAACACUGAAGAUCAUUAUCGGGUCCUUGGCUCCUGCGGAUCUUUUGCGCUAUCCACAGCUGUUCUGGACGACGUGUGCUUGUUUGAACACGAUCCACGAAACAGAAUUCGUUGAAAGCAUCGGUAUGCUAGAGAAGUUCUUGGAUCGUCUGAAUAUGGGCGAUCCCAUCGUAGUUGCAGAGCUCAUCAAAGGCCAGCCCCCCAAGUGGGAGGGCGGUUUCGGUGGUCUCCAGGAUCUGGUUUAUAAAGGAUUGAAGUCAAGCGAGUCUCUGAACCUCACGUUAGACGUUCUACAUCGUCUGAGCGGCCUUCCAAACAACGAUCUCAUCGGAGAUAGCGACAGGCUCCUUCUCACAGUACUGGCGAAUCUGCCCCACUUUCUCCAUCAGUUCGACUCGAAUAUUGACAACCCCAAGACGUUGGCACGGGCUACUUUGCUUGCGCGCGUUGCUGAGAGCGAAGGUUGUCCACGUAUUGCAGCCUCUCUGCUUGGGUUUGCGAACGGACAGUAUAAGGCGGAGAACGAUUUCUUGAGCCACAUCAUCACCGAGCUGCGCUCCUACUAUUUCCCUCGACUGGAUGUUCCGAGCUUAAUCUUCCUCAUGGGACUACUGACAAAUACCACUAAAUGGUUCCGCGUCAAGGUCAUGAAGAUACUCUGUGUCCUGAUACCGGAGAUUGAUAUGCGACGAGAGGAAGUGACGAGCCAUGGCCCUGACCUUAUCUCACCAUUACUGCGGCUGCUGCAGACUGACCUGUGUCCUCAGGCUCUGCAAGUCAUGGACCACAUUAUGACAGUAUCGGCCAACCCAAUGGAACGCCAUCACCUUCGAAUGAGCAUGGCCUCGGCUUCAUCGUCACGGGCCGUUCGAAAAGAAUACGAACGUAUUCAAAGUCUUUAUGGAAUACCCGAACCGACCGGAUGGUCAAUUCCGAUGCCUGCCUCUCAGUCCAAUAUCACUCGUCAGAAUGUUCAUGCGGUGUUCUACACUUGUGCAGAAGUGGACCGCAUGGAGGUGCAAGAAACCGUCAAGCCUGAAGUCGAAUUUCAUGCAGACGAAUACAGUGACUCGUUCUUCCCUAUGCGAGCAGAUACUAUGAAAUCAAUUGACACGCAGACGGACGGCAACAUGGGAGAUAUCGUGCAGAAAUUAGACAGCCUGGACGACUUUUUCGAAGAGGCGGACCCACUUCACCCGGUCUUAGACACCAUCUCAGACCCCGCACUACGUAGCUUUGCUGGUGCAUAUGCUGAUACGAGUGCCAGUCUCUACGAUCAGCAAACGGCGCCGAUUCUGCGCAAAUCUCUUGCCCGGACUGCCUCGGUAUCCUCUUUUCACAAUGGACUUGCGGAGUCCCGGCCGCCAAAUUCACGGUUCGAUAGCGCUGGGGUACAUCCUUCUGGUACAUUCACACCCCCUGCGCCUAGCCAACUUGCACGUCCAGUGUCUCACACUCGGUCCGUGACGUCUCCGGCCAAUCAUUUGCCCUCGCCAUCCUCGUCCAGUGUACAGCAAGCCACGCCUGUCAUUGGCUUUGGCGAGUCUGCGUUUCUUUCGGACGAUGAGAUGGAAGACACGUUCGCUGAUAGCAAGCCAUCUAUACCACAUCCCAUCAACCAGGUGCGAAGCGCUACUGAAGGGUCAUCGUCGCUUGAGUCGAUGAUUCGCAGCGGCAUGAGACGGCUCACUGGUGGCACGGCCCCGAGUCGAGACAAAGAGCGCCAGCGGGAUAUAAUCCGCGCACAACAACGGACACAGGCAAUUAGCUCACCACGCGUGCCUAAAGUCCCCUCUGAAUAUCUGAAUGGCCCAACUAGCAAUCCAGCAUCACCGGGACAGCAAUGAGAUGGCCCCUGCACCUCAGAGUUCUUUGGUGGACGCUCUAUCCUGCGCAGCUUGGCACCCAAUUGAACGGUCAUUGGCAUCAUUUAACGGCGUCUCAACACAUUUUUUUUCAAUUCUCUUCUGGCGUUCAACAUACCCAUUGUCAAUUGCCGUGGUGUCGUACGAGCGGUUUACAUUUUAACCUCCGAUGCACUGCAUCCUCGUUCAGCCUCUGUACAAUAUUUAAUUUAGACAUGAAACAUAACGAGCAUCG
Molecule: messenger RNA, 8350 nt
Organism: Aspergillus fijiensis CBS 313.89
Lineage: Eukaryota; Fungi; Ascomycota; Eurotiomycetes; Eurotiales; Aspergillaceae
Product: putative cell morphogenesis protein (PAG1)
Exons: 5
Coding region: 358-8097 (2579 amino acids)
Biological process (GO): cell morphogenesis
Cellular component (GO): cell cortex; site of polarized growth
Source: RefSeq, a predicted model, not a curated record